Molecule: messenger RNA, 628 nt
Organism: Ruditapes philippinarum (Manila clam)
Lineage: Eukaryota; Metazoa; Mollusca; Bivalvia; Venerida; Veneridae
Source: RefSeq, a predicted model, not a curated record
AAUGAACAAAAUGGUAUAUCUCGGAUGUUUGGCUCUUGCCUCAUGUGUUGGUAUGGCUCUUGGCUACGGAAGUGUUAUGACGGGGCACAACAAGUUUACCUCAUACCCUUACAUGGGUAACAUGGGUUACGGACCAUACAUGGCAGGAUCUUCAGGUUUUGGAGGUUUUCUAGGUGGUACAGGCGGCUCAAGUGGUGGUAUGGGUGGCAUGUUUGGGAACAUUAUCCAACUGUUCUUAUUCAUCUUUGUGAUCAACAUCUUGUUCUCGAGCACUGGUCUUGGUUCGGGCCUUGGCUCAGGUGGUUUAGGUAUCGGCAAGAAGUCUUCACACGUGACCCGUGACUAUGACUUUUACUGAACACAGUUUAAAUAAGAUGAAAGCAAUGGAAAGAAGAAAUAGAGAAAUGCGUCGACUGAUGUAUAUAUUACAGGGAAACCAAAAUAAAACUCAUCUGUCAUUUAACAUUGUAUUUAUUUGAAAAAUAAAAAAUAAAAUAAAAAUGGUAAAAUUACGACCAGACUUUUUUCUUAUUUGUGAAAAAGAUAUUUAAAGAGUAUCACAUACAUACAAAGUCCCAGGUCAUCCAGUCUGACCAGUUUAUAUUCUGUUUUGGUUCAAAUUUUACAU